This is a messenger RNA of Talaromyces atroroseus, 1458 nucleotides long. RefSeq lists its product as hypothetical. The transcript has 6 exons. Gene Ontology annotation, biological process: transmembrane transport; carbohydrate transport. NCBI's taxonomy places the organism in Eukaryota, Fungi, Ascomycota, Eurotiomycetes, Eurotiales, Trichocomaceae. Gene Ontology annotation, cellular component: membrane. Gene Ontology annotation, molecular function: carbohydrate:proton symporter activity. The coding region runs from base 1 to 1458 and encodes 485 amino acids. The record is from RefSeq and is a predicted model, not a curated record.
AUGGCGGACUUUCAGCGCCAAUAUGUCUCUCAGCUGGUGCCUUCUAAUAUGAAGAUGUUGACGACUCUUCUCAUUGCCGUGACCAUCGUCAACUCCGCUACCUUGGGAUACGAUGCCUCGGUCAUGAGUGGUUUGAACAUUCUCCCGUCCUACACCGACUAUUUCAACCUCAACACCGCAACCGAAGGCCUUCAAACAGCGGCAGCGUGGAUGGGAGAUAUUUUCGCAUGCUUCAUUAUGCAACCCAUCACGGAUCGCUAUGGUCGCAAAGCCGGGAUCCUAGCAUCGGCCAUUGUGUGCUUUAUCGGCAUAAUCCUGCAGGCAGCGGCUCAGAAUACCGCCAUGUUUGUGGUUUCGCGGAUUAUCGUUGGUCUCGGCUCUCAGCUAUCGAGCAGUGCUGCCCCAGCUCUUCUGGGCGAGCUACUCCCCGCUGUAACCCGUGGCCGGAUCCUUGGUAUCUUUUUCUCUUGCUAUUAUGUAGGGAGCUUGCUGGUGUCUAUAAUCAACUACGGGUCCCAGAAUAUCGAUUCAACCUGGUCGUGGCGACUGCCAUCUCUGCUUCAGUUGAUCCCCAGUGUAUUGGCAUUGAGUCUCUUGCCAUUCGUGCCUGAAUCGCCACGAUGGCUUAUUGCCAGAGGGAAAUUCGAUCAUGCCAGAGAAGUUCUUAUAAUCACGAGAGGGGACUCUAACCCAAAUGACCCUCGUGCUGCCACUGAGUUUGACACAAUUGAAUUGACCAUUGCCAAGGAGAAGGAGAUGUUCCCUCGCAAUCCGUGGCUCGAAAUCAUUUCAACUCCCGGAAACCGGAAACGGCUGGCAAUUCUUGUUUCUUUUGGUGUAAUGUUGGAGAUGUUUGGGAACUUUGUUGUUUCAUUCUAUCUGACCAAGAUUCUCGACCAAGCCGGCAUCACGGAUACAAAAACUCAAACUCAGAUUAACGUCAUCUUGAAUUGCUGGUCUUUUGCUGUCGCAAUCUGUGGCAGUUUUGCCUUGGACUACAUUGGCCGUCGCAAACAGACGCUCUGGUUGUAUGGAGAAUCAGCCGACAAAUCCGGCAUUUACGGGAGCAUCGCGGUUAUGUUCCUAUUCCAAGGCUUUUAUUCCUUUUCCAUUACUCCAAUGACCAGCGUGUAUCCAACCGAGGUCUCGCAGUACAAACUACGUACCACAGGUAUUGCCAUAUUCCGUUUCUUUGACUGUGGAUUUGGUCUGAUGGCCUCUUUCGCCAUGAAUUAUGCAAUGGAAAAUCUCGGGUGGAAGUUCUACAUCGUCAAUGCCUCAUAUGACUUCCUUUUCUUGGCCGCAGCUUACUUCCUGUUUGUCGAGACUAAUGGUCUGACGCUGGAAGAAAUCACGGCCAAAUUUGAAGGCGCUGUGACACUUGAGGGCCGAAGCGGUCAGGAGACUGCCUCUCUAUCAAACAGCGAAGACCGGGAUGUCAAGGAUAGUAAAAACUAG